Myzus persicae (green peach aphid) is the source of this 1607-nucleotide messenger RNA. RefSeq lists its product as uncharacterized. Lineage: Eukaryota; Metazoa; Arthropoda; Insecta; Hemiptera; Aphididae. The record is from RefSeq and is a predicted model, not a curated record. Bases 822 to 1475 code for a protein of 217 amino acids. Gene Ontology annotation, cellular component: extracellular matrix. The transcript has 2 exons.
AAUUCAUAUCAUGAUGUAUUUUCCAAUCAUAGACUUAGUGAUAAUAUACCUAUUAUUAUGAACAAAUUACAAAAUAAUAUUAUGUAAAUGUACAAUCAUCAAGAUCAAUCAAGAUGCACUCCCAACCUACGCCGGUUUAACCAGCUUCUAGUGUGAUGCCCGUACGAUUUGUAUUAUUAUAAGUCGACCUCCCAUAUUUUGGUAUACUUUCUUGCCGACCGUUGGAAUGAAGCAUUUAUAAGUUACAUUGUGAAGUAUUCGGUUGGGGGGAGGGGGGCAGGGUACCUAGUUGUUACAAUAAUAUAUCCGCGGCGGCGAGGCGGAUGUAAUUAAUUAAUUUUUGCGCACACGGUGCACACGCGGCGUAAUAUAAUACCUGUUGUUACGCCGUUAUAGAUAGGUACUUAACCAACUAACGAUAUUAUAAUAAUAAUAUGAUAUUACAUGUCCGUCGACUCGUGGCGUGUGUUUGCCGCCACGGCGUGUGCCCAGAGUCAUCUCGUCCGCGGAAAGCAAAAUUUUCUUUGCUCCGGUUACGGCGACGUGGCCACUAUCAUUGUGUCUGAGUAUGGGGAUCGGCGACAGUAUAAAAUACGCAUCGAGCUGACGACCACCAUCAGACUACGCCAACCUGUUGCGACUGCAGUCGAAGUUGACCGGACCACAGAGUACAUCAAAGAUACUAUACCAUAAAAAUAAUACCUGUUGAAUAGGUGCUGUAAUAUAGUGGUAUUAACAACUUUUGUUCCAGUGCAAAGUCGCAAUAACAAUAAUAUUGUAAAAUAAUACUCUUGAAGAAUAACCGCUUUAACGACAUCGCCAUGGCUGCUAAGCUGUUCUACGUAGCGUUGGCGGUCGCGUGCUGUGCGAGGAUGACUUCGGGCAGGCCGUCAGCAGUGCCGUUUCCUUUCGCUCCGCCGCCGCCGACCCCGUCGGAAGUCGUGACGACCGCAUCGGCAGCGCCGUCCGGAUACGACUUUGGCUACCCCCAAGUCGACACUCACCUUCAGCAGCAGCAGCAACAGCCGUCCGAACACGAAGACUUCGGCCAUCGCGUUAAUCAACUGCAGCAGCCGUCCGAACACAAAGACUUCGGUCAGAACGCCGCCGACGUUGCCGGCUCGUCGUAUCACUUCGCGUACUCGGUGGAAGACCCGCUGACCGGAGACGUGAAGAGCCAGAACGAAGUGAGCGACGGCCGCGGCACGGUCAAAGGAACGUACAGUCUGGUCGAAGCAGACGGUUCCACUCGGGUGGUCGAGUACACGGCCGACGACGAGCACGGGUUCAACGCCGAAGUGAAGAGGAUCGGACCGCAGCACAGGUACGGGGCGGCGGCGUCCGACUUGGAAUUCGCGAGACUCGGCGGCGACAGUGGUGGCGACACGUCGGUGGAGAUAAUACGUUCCACUGACCAGCAACACAUGCACUUUUACUACCCCGAACAAUACGUCAUCACGUCCGUGCGACGGUGAUUUUUUUCUCGUGUUUUGUUUUCCGUUUUUGGUCGCGAUCUAACGGUUGAGAGUGUACCGUGUCCGUAUUGUAUAUUGUAUAUAAUAUAUAGGUGAUAUAAUAUUAUUAAAAUACAACAGUUAUAAUAUUAA